CCUUGUCGACACUUUCGCUGGUAUAAAUACGAACUACUCAAAAGCAAUGGCUAAACUGUAGUUUACCAUGAACCAAAUAAUACUUACCUUAGGCGUUUUUCUGAGUGCAAGCAGCGUGGUGCAAUGCUUUAAUAUUUACGCAUCGUAUCAGGUUCAGAAUCAAAGCUUAUUCGAGGAUAUCUUGGAACUAGAAGCAUCAAGUGUGGCUUCCGAUGGUGAUGUUCUCUCCAGAAAGCGUCGUGAUUACGGCGGCACGGUUACAGUUACUAGAAGCCGAAUGAUUCACUCAAGGGGUGGGUAUGAUCCUUGCUGCAGGGCGGAUAUGAACCAGCGUUUUAAUGUUAACUGGGGUUACGUUCGCGAAUGUUAUUCGUAUCCGAAUCCAAAGCACAACGUUACAGUUCACUCUGUACGUACGCUCAAUCGAAAUUCCACCGAAUUCAAAGAAAAAAUUGCGAUCCUUAAAAAUGAUGCCUUGUGCCAGAUACAGUGCGUCGCACACAAAUACGACAUGGUCGACAAGAACGGAAUUGUAGUCGUAGAAGGAUUGAACAAAUUUUUGUCGACAAUUUACGAAGGUACCUGGCUCGCACCGCUCGCAAAGCAAAUCGCUACGAAAUGCAUGAACGAAAUCCAGACGGAAUCCGCGAAUUUCCUCAAGACUAAAACAGCGAACGCUUGCAAUCCUGCCCUUAUCGCAUUGAAUCAGUGCGUGCACCGAGAGGUUCAACUGAGUUGUCCACCAGAGCACAUUGGGAAUAUUGAAGCCUGUUUACAGAGAAUAGGUGCAUAUGGCAGAUUCUGAUUCCACUACCAUUGUUAUAGAAAAUAAUCUUUAGCUUUUACUUUCUUUGUUAGUGUGGAGUGGGUUACUAAUUUCAAUAAACGUUUUCUUUUUGGCACCA
Photinus pyralis (common eastern firefly) is the source of this 905-nucleotide messenger RNA. RefSeq lists its product as uncharacterized. The coding region runs from base 68 to 805 and encodes 245 amino acids. The record is from RefSeq and is a predicted model, not a curated record. Gene Ontology annotation, molecular function: odorant binding. The transcript has 4 exons. NCBI's taxonomy places the organism in Eukaryota, Metazoa, Arthropoda, Insecta, Coleoptera, Lampyridae.